AUGCUGUCGCCAGAUCAGCACCACGCCGCACUCGCCCUGGCGCUCGCCCAAGGCGCGCUGAAGCUCGUCCCGCUGCGCCCAGUCGGGCCCGCCGGCGGCGGCGGCGCGGCACAGGCGCAGGCGCAGGCGCAGCAGCAGGCGGGGGGGCACCUGCCCGUGCUCAUCCAGCUGCCGCUGGCCGCGGCGGCCGGCGCGCCGUCGCCGCUGCCAUGCAUCAACGCUGCUUCUGCAGUGGCGGCGGGGGCAGCACCCGACGGCCCACACACAGCUGACUGCAGCGACCAGCAGCAGCAGCAGCAGCAGCGGCAGCAGCAGCAGCAGCAGCAGCCUCAGAGGGACAUGGCUGCGGCGGCUGCAGAGGCAGCAGAGGAGGAGGCGGACGCUGCGGCGCUCGCCGCGGCGGCGGCCGCGCAGGAGGCCGAGGCGGUGGCGCAGGAAGCGGCCGCCGCAGCCGUCGCUGCCGCCGCUGAAGAGGCCGCGCAGGCGCGCGCGAGCGCGGCCGCCGAGGCGUCCGCCGCGGCCGCCGCGGCGGAGUCCGCGGUGGCGGCUGCUGCCGCGGCGGCGUCUGCUGCGGCCGCGGCAACCGCCGCGCCGCCGGCGCCCGAGUUUUGCUCGAUGCCCCUGCCCAAGCCGUCCCCUCUGCUGUGCUCUGGCCUGCCAGUCAUGCAGCCCUCCCCGAUGCUCACCAGCCUCGGCGCGGGCGCCGCCGCGGCGCCGCUGGGGAUGAUGGAGCCACCGCCGCUCUACCUGCAGGCCCCGCACGAGCACAUGGGGACCCCGCGCCGCGCCAUGAACGGCCACGCGCACGCGCAUGGGCUGUCGCCCGUGCACAGCAGCGGCGGCGGCAGCGGGCCGCGCGCGAACGGCGGAGGGCUUGCAGCGGGGGAUGUCGAGAUGUUGGACUUUGGGGGGUUUGACGGGCACGGGGAUGCGGUGGCGGGGUUGGGGCAGCGCGCGGCCAGCAGGGAGCUUGACUUUGACUUGGAGCCCCUUGUCGAUGAUUUGUGGUGA
Molecule: messenger RNA, 1011 nt
Organism: Monoraphidium neglectum
Lineage: Eukaryota; Viridiplantae; Chlorophyta; Chlorophyceae; Sphaeropleales; Selenastraceae
Exons: 1
Coding region: 1-1011 (336 amino acids)
Source: RefSeq, a predicted model, not a curated record